GCGGCGGCGGCUGAAGGGCAGCGGCGGCGAUGGGCGCUGCGGGCUGAUUGGUAAAGAUGGAAAGAGGGAGAGGAGGAGGAGGAGGAGGAGGAAGGAACCUGGGAGGCUCUGGCUUGCACAGGAAUAUUUAUUCCCAGUCCCAGCAGCAGUACCACUACCCGGCCUCCUCCCAGGGGAGCUGCAUGGAGAUCCAGGAGCUGGCCUCCAAGAGGGUGGACAUCCAGAAGAAGCGGUUUUAUCUGGAUGUGAAACAGAGUUCCCGAGGCCGCUUCCUGAAGAUCGCCGAGGUCUGGAUAGGAAGGGGCAGGCAGGACAACAUCAGGAAGAGCAAGCUGACCCUCUCCUUGUCUGUGGCUGCCGAGCUGAAGGACUGCUUGGGGGACUUCAUCGAGCACUACGCCCAUCUGGGCCUGAAGGGCGGCCAUGGCCACCGGCACGAACACAGCAACGACAAGGAGCAGCAUCCCCGGAGGCGGCCGCAGCACCCACCGCCCUCGCCCCCGGUGUCCGUGGGCUCUGAAGAGCCCCCUCACAGCGUCCUCAAAACGGAGUACAUCGAGAGGGACAACAGGAAGUACUACCUGGACCUGAAGGAGAACCAGCGCGGGCGCUUCCUGCGGAUUAGGCAGACCAUGAGCAGGGGACCUGGCAUGAUGGGUUACUUCGGCCACAGCUUGGGACAGGAGCAGACGAUCGUCCUCCCGGCGCAAGGGAUGAUCGAGUUCAGGGAUGCUUUGGUGCAGCUGAUUGAAGAAUACGGCGAGGGGGACAUAGAGGAUCGCCGGGGGGGAGGUGACGAGCCCCCGGAGCUCCCCGAGGGCACCUCCUUCAGAGUGGACAACAAGCGCUUCUACUUCGACGUGGGAUCCAACAGGUACGGCAUCUUCCUGAAGGUAAGUGAGGUGAGGCCGCCCUACCGUAACACCAUCACAGUUCCCUACAAAGCGUGGACACGGUUCGGGGAAAAUUUUAUCAAGUACGAAGAAGAGAUGAGGAGAAUUUACAACAGCCAUAAAGAGAAAAGAAUGGAUGCCAGAGGGGACAGUGGUGAAGAGCAAGAGGGUCUGGAAUAGAGUGCAUUGGACAAUUAACCAAACAAAGCAAGCAGAAAUUGGUGAGAGGGACUGACCUAUAGUAAUUCCAAGUUGCCCCAGUUUUUUGUAAAGUCCUUUUCUGGUAGUUCUUGCUAACUCCAGUACAUAAUGUUAUAGGAGUCUGGUUACCACGUUAAAACUAUGCCCAAAACAUCUCCGUGUGUCUUAGGAAAGGACCAACCUCCUGAGUCCGUAUGAGUCAGCUGCUUCGAGUGUUGGAGACUGUGGAAGUACAAGUAUCAGCACAAACAAAAUCCGGCACCCUGACCUUUAAAUAGUCUAGAAAAGGCUAAUGUUGCACUUAAACACGAUGCAAAAGUACCCCCACCCUGAACCUUACGAUGAGAUGUAUCGGUUUCUGCUUAUCACGAGUUUUUCAGGACUGGCUUGUGCCCGUGCCCGGUCCAAAGGCCGAGCAGCAUUGCCGUAGAGCAUUUAUGGCAAAAAUCAGCUCCACAUGAAUCUCUGGUCUGUGUGUGAGGAGGGAGAGAGGUUUUAAGGUUGGCGUCUCCUGGUUAUUGAGUUGGAAACAAUAGUCUGUUUAUGCAUAAAGUCUCAAUGACCCGUCAGACCUCAGUCACGUGCCGGUGAAGGGCGGAAGAUCUGUCGUUCAUGUUCAUUCCAUAGUUUUGUGCUGACCAGAUCACCUGAGUAUCCCAGGACAGUAGAGUGCUCAGCCUUCUGAAUUAAUGGCAGUGAAUAAUAACCCACUCCUCAUCUCCGUAUUCUGCCCGUUAGAGGCUGGUGAUUUUUUUUUUUUAAUGCAUUUUGUCUGAAAUUUCAGAAGGUAUUUUUGUAUUAGGCGUUCCAGCAGGUGGCCAUGGGAGCAGGUGUUGGGAGGUGGAAGGAAUGCCGCAACCGAGGCUCCCAGCUUGUCUCCCAGAUUAACAUGGUUCAGGACGUUACCUGUGCAAGGGAAGCAUUUGGCUGUUUUCCUCCUCCUGCCAUGGGGAAGACCUUUGGGGUGUUGGGUGCACAACUGGAUUCUUGUAGAAAGGCAUCUCUCAUGCUCACCCAUGGUGCGUUUUGGAAGCUGUGGUGGAUGCCACAUUGGGUUUUCUGUUGUGUUGAUUUUGGAUGGUGUUGGGGAGACAACAUCUCUGCCCUGCCAUCACCCCCUUCCCCCCCAGCUCAGAGCUGGAGCUUCUCCUUGCUCCAGUCCAGAUCUGGUUUCAGUGUCAUUCUGGAGUCUUUGUGAUGUAAAUUUUAAAUCUCAUGAUACUAACUCUCUACCUGGAGGGGGAAUGUGUGCAAUUACCUGGUUGGGAGGUUGGUGAAAGAUUCUGUGUUUCUUAAAAUGUGACUAUAACAUAAGGGGCUUGUUCAGCCUUUGGACGACCAGCUCCUUCCUCCUGAACCAGUGGGAGUUUGAGCUCCAGAUACUUCUAGUAGCGUGUUGCUCACCUUUAAGAUUGUUUUAAGCAGGCAUUGCCAUGUCUGAUAUUUGUAAUCACUCAAAUAGUUUCAUUACAGAGUGGCCUAGUGUGCAUGUGGACCAGCUAUUUUUCCAUGCAACCAUGCCCUGUUUUAUUUGUUUAACCUUUUGAGAAACAUCUUUAUCUCCAAGCAGACUGUUCACCAUGCUGAGUCUGGAGCCACCUGCACACUGCAUGGCCACGCUCAAUCCAAAUGCUGUUGCCUGUUAAUGUCAUAAUGAGAAAGGCUGGGGAGACAGGGUUGGGAACCAAGAGGAUAAUCUGGAUUUUAGCUUGGGUACUAAAACUAGUCAAUCUGUUUUAACUUUUAAAAAGGAAAAAA
Messenger RNA from Lonchura striata (white-rumped munia), 2852 nucleotides. RefSeq names its product purine rich element binding protein G (gene PURG). The record is from RefSeq and is a predicted model, not a curated record. Lineage: Eukaryota; Metazoa; Chordata; Aves; Passeriformes; Estrildidae. Gene Ontology annotation, molecular function: DNA-binding transcription factor activity, RNA polymerase II-specific; purine-rich negative regulatory element binding; RNA polymerase II transcription regulatory region sequence-specific DNA binding. Gene Ontology annotation, cellular component: nucleus. Gene Ontology annotation, biological process: regulation of transcription by RNA polymerase II.